CUGAACCCCAAAUUGCAUGGUGGCCUCUGCUGUGAUGUAGAGAUGGUAUAUUUCCGACGGCAACGAACGCAGCACUACGUCGUCACCUGCAGCGCCCCCUGAUGGAGAACCCAGACACGUUCAGGGCCGCUGGGAAAAGGAAACUGAAAGCGUCAAUGAGACUGUUCAGCGCAGAUCGUCGAUAGGAGGUUACUUUCACUAUGUCUUCAGACGAGAGCUUCUCCCUGGUGGACGUCUCAGAGCCAUCCCAGGACACCUUGGAGGGAGUCAAGGCUUUAAUCUCCAGCUACAAGAAAAAACACGAGCAGCUGCUGCAGGAGCAGAAGGACCUCGCCGCCAGCAGAGACGACCGCCAGGAGCUGGCUCGGGAGUUCAGACGGCGCACCGAGAUACUGACCCAGAGUCUGGAGAAGGACCAGAGGUCCAACAAGCAGAAGAUUGAAAGUGAAAUGGCUCGGCUGAACCUGCUCCAGCAGGAGGAGGCUGAGCUGAUGGAGAAGAUCCAGGCAGUGAAGGAGGCCCUGAUGGAGGAAGAGGCCCAGAACAAACUUCUGAAACAGCAGACUGAUGUGUUCACCGCCGUGCCCGAGAGGGACGUUUUCUUCAAUGGGUUGACGGGAAAGCCGACCGAUGCGCCGAUGUUUGACAUGGAACCGCGGAUAGUUUACCCGAUGGAGGGGGGGACGGCGCUGAUUACCUUUGAGGAAGAAGUAGUGGCCAAGAAGAUCCUGGACAUGAAGAAGCACAAGGUGGACCUGGGAGGAGAGUGCAGCAUCACUGUGGAGGCCAGGCCGGUUCAGCUGAUGAUGCCCAGGCUGGUGGAGAUAGACACUAAGGUUUGUCCCCGGCGCAUAUUAAUCUCCAACCUGCCCAGGAUGGACACCGAGACCCUGCUGAACAAGCUGGAGAUCCACUUCUCCAAGAGGAAAAACAGAGGCGGAGAAGUGGACGACUGUGAAAUGAUGACGGACUCUUGGACUGUGGUCCUCACUUUCGUGGAGAAUGACAUUGCCAAAGGUUUGACAGAUACAGAGUACCAUGAAGUGAAGAUAAAACAGAAGCACAAAGUGAGAGUGACUCCUUUUCUCAACGGAAACAUUACAAACCUAAAGACCGAGAUGACGGUGUGUCCUCGGACGGUGCUGCUGACGGGGAUCCCUGCCAUCAUGGAGCGAGAGACCCUGCAGGAUCUGCUGGAAAUCCACUUCCAGAAAAGCACCAACUGCGGAGGAGAGAUCGAAGCCUUCCUCUACAACCCGCUGGGCCAGCACACCUCGGCCCUGUUCGACGGCGUUCCCAAAAAUGGUGGAAGUAGACCCUAGAUUUAUCACUGUUUCUCAAAAAAACAAACAGGGUGAUGUCAGAUCCAAAGCCGGGAUCCACCCUGCUAAUGAAAACCUCACCUGGUGAUGCAAGACUGUAUUAUUCAGAACAAAGUUAUGAAGAUCUUGUUUUUAGCAUCACUUUUUCCUCCAGCAUGAUCUCUGAUGCCCGUCACCAUAGUUGAUAUCAACUCUUACAAUUAUAAAACAACUGCUAUAUUCAUAGAUGAAGAAAAUAUUUCACCUGGUGGUGUUUUCUGUCUAGCUGCUUCAAAAUAUAAAUUAAUGGCUUUGACAAAUUGUGUAAUUACAGUGAUGCAACAACCCCAUUAAUCACCAAGUAAUCUGAACUUUCAUCAUGUAAAACUUUAUAUUUUGGGGGUGUUUUUGCAUCUGUUGGAGGUUUGACAGCUGAGAAGCAGACAGAAAACAUGGGGGGGCAGAAGAGGUUUCUUAAGAUAACUCUGAAGAAUAGUUCAGCUUCAUGAGAAAUAGCUUGUUCACUUUCUGGUGAAGAGCUGAAGUGUAGCUGAAGCUAAAUGAUCGAUCGUAUUUUGGGCAUCUCAUCUCUCUGAUCAGUAUGCCGAGGCUACAGCUAGUAGCUGGUUAGCUUAGCAUAAAACAACUGGAAAUAGAGUCAGCUGGUUCUGUAACAAAAUCCACCAAGCAGCACCUCUAAGCUCACUAAUAAGUUAAUAAGUGUAAAAAUAACAAUUCAUCAUUUUGUCAUUAUUUUCGACUGGGUGUUGUUGCCAGGCAACCUGCAGAGACUCCAGAAAGUUGCAGUAGUCUGAUGCAUAACCCCCCCUGAAGAAAUUUCUAACAACAUAAAGCAUGUUGGUUAAUGAGCUUCAGACGUGCUGGAGGAUUUUGUUACCUUUGAACACAGCCAGGCUAGCAGUUUCCCUCUGUUUCCAGUGUUUGUGCUAAGCUAAGUUAACCAGCUGAUAUGUCUAUUUCCCAAAAUGAACUGUGCCUUUAUAUGGGUAAACAAGUUGUGAAUGAUGUCAGGUUGAGGUGAAAAUGCUUAAGUUGGAGUGGAAAAAAAUGUAUUUUUGUGUUAAUUUUGCAAACUAAUAUGCAGAAAAUGAGCACUGAUGUAAAUUAAAGGACUUAAAAAGCAAACCAAGACUGAACUCAGA
Messenger RNA from Chelmon rostratus (copperband butterflyfish), 2464 nucleotides. RefSeq names its product interferon-induced protein 35 (gene ifi35). Bases 201 to 1322 code for a protein of 373 amino acids. Gene Ontology annotation, cellular component: nucleus. The transcript has 10 exons. Lineage: Eukaryota; Metazoa; Chordata; Actinopteri; Chaetodontiformes; Chaetodontidae. The record is from RefSeq and is a predicted model, not a curated record.